This is a messenger RNA of Owenia fusiformis, 918 nucleotides long. NCBI's taxonomy places the organism in Eukaryota, Metazoa, Annelida, Polychaeta, Sabellida, Oweniidae. The record is from the annotation of a GenBank genome assembly.
UAAGAACAAGUCAGAAGUUUAGUGAAGACUAUAGAAUAUGGAUUUAGACUAUUGAGGUGAACUAUCAUCGAUACAUUGAUGUAGAUACGUCAAACACAUUGUAUAUAUGAAUGGACGAUUUACUGACAAAUGCAGCAUGUUAACAACAAAUAGUUAGACUUGUUGAUGGAUAUCUAUCCCAUCGUAUACCUGUAAUGGAUACCGUCAGUACUACGCCGUACGAAAAGGCGACAGGAACUACAACGAAGAAGACACGAAAAGACCCUGCUCAGAACAAACCUGAUACGGAACCAAAAAGAAGUGACUCUGAAUUGUCGUAUAGAGAGAAACACAAAAAGAAAAGAAGCGGUUUUAAUUUUAUUUACACUGGCACGGACAAGCGAUCCUUCGAAAAACAACGCGAGAGUGUGGAUAGAUUGAGCCAAUGUAAAAAAGCUCCCCCCGAUUCUAACAGAGUUUUGACCAGUGAUAUAAAUGACAUUAAAGGAUUAACUGCUAGUUUUCAGUGGACAGCUAACGGGCAUCUAGGGCAAGGAUUCAUACAUUAAUCAUUUCUACAUUUAUUCAAAAACAGUUUCGUUCAGUGCGUCUUUCCACUGCCGAUCAUUGAUUCUAUAUAGCCCAGGGCCAGUUUACAUCGACCGACAUGCCUCGCCCAGUUAAGUUCAAAGAAGAUGUGCUUACAUCUGUGCCUCUGUACAGUUCAAGAAAGGAUGACGAUGACACAGAUCCAGACUCUGCCAAUGCAAGAUGGAACAAAAUUCCGAUUUCGACAGUGUGGGCAAAAUACAAAAUGCAACCAGGCCAAAUUCGUGUAAUAGACGGAGACUAUUUCUACACGGUUGAUAAUGGCGAAGACGGUGAGACAAUCGUGCGUCACGUCAGUAAACAAACGAGCACUAGUCAAGCAAAGCUAGC